Drosophila suzukii is the source of this 5290-nucleotide messenger RNA. It is a transcript of the gene MnM, whose product is annotated as myomesin and myosin binding protein. NCBI's taxonomy places the organism in Eukaryota, Metazoa, Arthropoda, Insecta, Diptera, Drosophilidae. The record is from RefSeq and is a predicted model, not a curated record. Gene Ontology annotation, molecular function: protein binding.
UCGGCGGAGGAGGAGGUGGAUGCUGGGCUGACGAACCGAACGGAACGGAUUAUUUAACGCGCCGCAAAAAUGGCAACGCUUGCAAACAAAAACCAACAAACGCUACGAAAGUUACAUUAUUAGGAUCUAACCCCACCUGGAGUUAAAAUUGUUAAAGUUUAAAGUGUGCUUAUUGGCGAUACAAAAACGACGGGUUAAGUUAAGUUAAUUUCGACUGUCUAUAUAUAGAUCAUCUGUAUAGGCAAGCACAAUAUUGCAAAUAGGUUAAAUAUCUAAAUAUCUCGAAAUGGGAAAUCAGCCGGGAAAGCUGCAAACGCAUCCGCAGAGCGGUCGGCCCAAGAAGGCUGUCCACUGGAAGUCCGCAGAGCGACCUUCACCACCCGGCCGUCCCAUCCUGACGCCAGUAGCCCUGCCGGAACAGCAACCGGACGUGGUGAACCUGCGCUGGGAUCGACCACUACAUGAUGGAGGUUCCCCCAUCACUGGCUAUACAGUUGAGCACCGCCGCAUGGGAUCCCCCCACUGGGUGAGGGCCACGCCCACUCCGGUCGAUCGCUGCGAUGUCUGCAUCAGUGGACUGGAACCAGGAUGGCGCUAUCAAUUUCGCUGUUUUGCCGAGAACAUCGUGGGUCGAUCCGAUGCCAGCGAACUUUCCGAUCCCCUGACAGUGACGCUCCAGCGGAAUGCCAUCACCGUGCCCCGCUUCAUCGAUGAACUGGUGGACACGAAUGCAGUAGAGGAUGAGCGAAUCGAGUUUCGAGUGCGCAUCCUGGGCGAACCUCCGCCGGAAAUCAAUUGGUUCAAGGACGGCUAUGAGAUCUUCAGCAGUCGCCGCACCAAGAUCGUCAAUGACAAUGAGGCCAGUAUCCUGGUGAUCCACCAGGUAGCCCUGACCGACGAGGGCGAGAUCAAGUGCACGGCCACCAAUCGAGCGGGUCAUGUGAUUACCAAAGCACGUUUGAUGGUGCAGGCUCCGCCCAAGAUACGAUUGCCGCGCACCUACGAGGAUGGACUGAUUGUGGAGGCGGACGAGGUGCUGCGUCUUAAGGUGGGCGUGGCUGGACAACCACCACCAGCCAUCACGUGGCUCCAUGAGGGCGAGGUGAUCGCUCCAGGUGGACGCUUUGAGAUAACCAACACUGAGAAGAACUCGCUGCUCAAGAUCGACAAUGUGCUGCGCGAGGAUCGCGGCGAGUAUAUGGUGAAGGCUUGGAACCGACUGGGCGAGGAUAGCACCUCCUUCCUGGUCACUGUGACGGCCAGACCCAAUCCGCCGGGUACUCCCAAACUAAACAUGUCCUUCGGCAAGUCGGCCACCCUCUCCUGGACUGCUCCACUUGACGACGGAGGAUGCAAGAUUGGAAACUACAUAGUGGAAUACUUCCGAGUGGGCUGGAACGUUUGGCUCAAGGCGGCCACCACCCGUGCACUGACCACCACGCUCCACGAUCUGAUUGAGGGUUCGGAGUACAAGUUCCGAGUGAAGGCGGAGAACCCCUAUGGUCUAAGUGAACCCUCGGGAGAAUCGGAACUGCUCUUCAUCCCGGAUCCCAAGAGGGGCAUCACCAAGCCAAAGUCAGCUACCAAGAUAGCAGGGGACGAGAAGGACAAGCCCAAAGGAGGAGAUGGAGCGGUGCAGGUGCCACCACGUCGGAAGACCCUGUCGCCACCACGACCACAUGCAGAUGCCGCCACGGGCAUGUCGCCCAAGCAGUCGCCCAGUGCCAAGCGGAAACCAAAGCCGCAGCUGAUCGACAACGAGCAACUGACCCACGAGAUGUCCUACGGCACCUCGGAUCAGGCCUUGAAGAUGGACGUGCGCAAGAGUCCUUCGCUGAGCAGUGCGGAUUUGGUCAAUAAACCCGCAACUAAUAGCUCCUCCAAUCCGAAGCUCAACUUGACGCUGGUGACCACCACAUUGGCACCGUUGGAAAAGCCAUCUGAAUCCUCGAUCCCCAAGUCACCCAAGUCCCCUUCAACUACAUCUCCAUUGAAACUAUUUAAUCCCAAGCCCUCGGGAGCACCAAAGGAUAGGUCGCCCGUGCCGCCGAGGCCACAACCCUUGCCCACUCCGCCCAAGGAGAAGCCGGAGAAGGCGUCACCCAGUAGCAAGAGAAGCUUGAGUCCACCCAACAAGAGGCAGCCGGCUCCUCUGCGCAAGAGUCCAACUCCACCGGAACCCAUUAAGGUAACACCAGCUCUGCUGAGGAGCGAGGAACCCGUUCAGCUGGGAGUCAACCAGAACGUAAGACGCUUCUCUGGCCAGACCCUAAGCCCGGCCAGAAAUGUGCCCACUCUGGCCUUGGCCGUGGCAUCCGGUGUGUCGGCUGUGAUUGGUGAGAAGUUGCCCACCAUCGAGAUUAGUGCUCCACCAACGCCGCAGGAGGAGGAGGUGGAGCCUUCCAUGCCAGAACCUCUCCCGAAAUCCCAGUCCAACCAAAGGCGCUUCUCCAGGUCAGCCGACAAGCACGACGAAGUCCACACCAGCAAUGAGUUCAUGCUGGUCGUCUUCGACAAGAACAGCAAGGUCAAGGAUAAGGACAAACAAGAUUCCUUUGAGCUGGACCUGGAGGACGCCAUUCAGCCACCGCCCAUUUCGAUUUCAGCCCCGGAUCUGGCCUUCCUGGAGUUCACCAACUUGCACACCACCUUCCCACUCCGCCGAUCCGUUAGCUCCACGGAACUUUUGUACGAGCGGGCCAUGGCAAGGUUCUAUGAGGCAGUGGAGCUGGAGCAGGCUUCCAAAUCCCGCAAGACAUCGCAGGACAAACUGGCCACACCGGCUCCCCACCAGACGCCUGCUAAUCUUCGCAAGCGUUUGGGCUCCAUUUCGGAGGCGGAACGACUGUCCUUUGAGAGAAGGAGCGAACUACGUCGCCAGUCGGCGGAUAUGGUGUCAAUAUCGCGAAAAUGGGAUUCCAGGGAGAACGUCAACGACUUGGGUAACCUGACACGCAUCCACACCACUGGACAAUUGCCGCUGGAGCCACGAAAGGAUCUGAGGGAGCAGGAGGAACCGGAGGAAUUGGAGGAAGAACAUCUGACGGAGAGUACGGCCGAUGAUAGCGAGGAUAUGGAUCUGGAUUUCGAUGAGGACAUGGAUGUGGAUUACCAGCCGCAGAAGCAGCUGCAGCAGCAGUCCAGCAAUGACCUCGGCUCGGAUUACACGGAGAGCACUGCCUCCUCGGAGCAGGACUCCAUCGAGAAGUUCAAGAUGGAGCUGCUGGCGCGCACCCGAUCGCCCAGUCCUCGGGAUCUGGAGACCUAUCAUCCGCGUACCAUGGGCGCUGGAACCUUCACGCCCUACCGAGCUCCCACUCCGGAGCAGGCUGCCGUGGUGCUCAACCGUCCAGUGCCACUGCCCAGUCCAGAUUUUGUGCCCAAACCAAUCCUCAAGAGAUCUUCCAAUGAGCAUGUGGAGCAGUCUAUUAGUCCUUUGCCAAGUGGAAUUGGAAGCGAUAUACCAUUGACUACCAGUCCUCCAGUACUUUCGACGCCUACUGUAACUACCAGCAAUCCCAGUACCCUCAAAAUGGACCUGGCCAAGGGAAUAAAGUCAUUUUUCAGCCGCGACAAGAGAUCAGCCACGGAGAAGAACACGGAGGCCAAUGAGGAGAUAUCCAAUCCGCUGGAGAAGACCAAUGCAGCUGCCAUUGCGGCGGACUUGGAGGCCAAGCGAAGGGUUAAGGAGGAGGAGGAGCAGCGCCGCAGGGAGGAGGAACGACUCAUGCAGGAGGAGGCCCAUGCCGCAGUGGAUCACUACAGCGAUCUGGUGAGGGAGGUGGGCAGUUCCCAUAAGUACCAUACACCCCUCUACCUGGAUCGCGAUGAACUGAAGCGAGCGGCGGCCAAGGCGGCGGCAGAAACCGACGAGGAAGACAUGCUCUCCCAUGCGGAGGAGCUGAAGAAGAGACUCGCCACCGGUGGCGAAAGCGACGACAUGUUUCUGGCCCCACCAGUGGUCAGGGAACGGCGGCUCUCCAUCUCGGAACGGGAGCAACUGGUCCAUGUGCGCGAUGCAGCCAGCAAUCUGGCAUUCCACCGUUUGCCAGACAGUGGAGAUGCGGAGCAGGAAAGCGAAUCCCAGCCAUCGCAGCAGGAUGAAGAGCCCGAAUACCCAACUGUGCUGGUGGUGCCCCCACCCAAAUCGAAGAGCAAGAGCGAAUCUGAGACUGAGAGCUUCAUGAGCGAGAUGGUGGAGGCUCGUCCAGAUGCCAGGGGCAGGACUCGUUUGGUGAAGGUCAAGAGGGUGAUUCGGCGGAGGGUUCCUUCCAGCACUCGAUCACGUGAUGCCUCAUUGACCAGACCUCCGCUUCCGGAAGUAGAGGGCAGUCCGCAGACAGCCCUAAUCCUCUCCGCCGCCGACAGGGAUUUGCUGCAGAAGGCAGCCGCUCUGGCCAUCCUCCAGUCGGAGGAGCAGGCCCACGAGAAGGUCCGUUCGGCCCUCAGCUACUGCACGGAUCUGGUCCUCUUCCUGGUCGCCUGCUAUGUGUACUUGUUCAAGGACGCCCGCCUGGUCCUGCCCAUCCUGGGCCUGAUCAUCUACCGGCAGCUGGGCGAGGCUGUGAGGGGCUAUGUGCCCGGUUGGCUGCGUCGCAGGAUCAUCGGGGAUGGUAGCUAGACCAUCAUCCGAACCCCAUCCCCUGCUCACACUCACAUGCGUUUAUCGGUUAAGUUAGUUUUUAUUACAUACGACUUAUUUAUACGUCUUAAGGUAAAGUUGAAGGUAUCCCCCCGAGUACAUCGUACUAGAAUCUGUAUACGUAAAAUCCUUGCAAGUUCUGCUCUGGUUUUCUGAUUUGAUCUUUAAAUGUUUCAGAACUUUAAUUGAUCGUUAAGUGUAUUUUGAAAAUUGUUUUACAGUUCAAAACGUUAUUAUGGAUCUUUAGUGAUCAAAAAAUUCAAAUUCGAAGUAAGUUUGAAAUACUGCGAGAUUGUUUUGUAUUAGGUGAUCGAUUUUAAAAACCAGAGCAGGAAAAACAAGUAAAAUAGCCAAUUCUAUUAACCAUUAAUCAUUCACUAAAAUUACACAUACCUAAUCUUACCUUCCCAUUUUGGAAAUUACUCAUCCAUACUGCGAAAACCUCUUUGCAAGGAUAAUUGGUAAUCAUCACCCCAAAAAAAGAUAAAUCCUAUAUAUCAUCAGUUUUCAUUUGCUUUGUGUAUGUAUGUGGAGCUAUGUAAAUCCUAAUGUUAUGAAGUGUUCGUUUGCGGUUCUUUGUGGUCCAUGUCCAUCCGGAUUCUUGGUGAUUCACUUUGAAAAUAAAGCUUAGCAUGUUAUAAAUUCGUA